AUGUCGUCACUCGUAGGCGCGUCGCUCCUCGGGAACAGUGUUGUGGUUUCCUACCGGAGCCGCGGCGAAAUGUGGGCGCGGGGCGUGUGUCUGCGCCUUCGGGCUCCGCGUAGUGCGUUCCGGGGCUUCACCUCCAAGGGGACUGCUCAGGGAAGUGUCCGAGUCCCGGCCGACGUGAUCGAGCACCUGGAGCGUCUCGCGCUCGUGGACUUCGGCAGUCGCGAGGCCGUGGCGCGGCUGGAAAAAGCCAUCGCCUUCGCCGACCGGCUGCGCGAGGUGAACACGGACGGAGUGGAGCCCAUGGAGUCGGUCCUGGAGGACAGAUGUUUAUACUUGAGAUCUGACAAUGUAGUAGAAGGGAACUGUGCUGAAGAACUACUACAAAACUCCCACUGCGUCCUGGAGGAGUAUUUUGUGGCCCCCCCAGGAAAUAUCCCUUUGCCAAAGCUGGAUGAACAAGAGCCCUCCCCACAUAGCUGAUGCACGGUCUUGGGGGAAGGGAGCAGCAUGUGAACACGUAGAAGCACCAUGAUGCAGUCUUACUGUAAACACUCAUGUCCCCCUUUCCUUCAGUCCCCUGGGG
Molecule: messenger RNA, 583 nt
Organism: Ochotona princeps (American pika)
Lineage: Eukaryota; Metazoa; Chordata; Mammalia; Lagomorpha; Ochotonidae
Gene: GATC
Product: glutamyl-tRNA amidotransferase subunit C
Exons: 4
Coding region: 1-480 (159 amino acids)
Biological process (GO): mitochondrial translation; glutaminyl-tRNAGln biosynthesis via transamidation; regulation of translational fidelity
Cellular component (GO): mitochondrion; glutamyl-tRNA(Gln) amidotransferase complex
Molecular function (GO): glutaminyl-tRNA synthase (glutamine-hydrolyzing) activity
Source: RefSeq, a predicted model, not a curated record